This is a messenger RNA of Solenopsis invicta (red fire ant), 4733 nucleotides long. Its product is annotated as putative phosphoenolpyruvate synthase. Gene Ontology annotation, biological process: phosphorylation. Gene Ontology annotation, molecular function: ATP binding; kinase activity. NCBI's taxonomy places the organism in Eukaryota, Metazoa, Arthropoda, Insecta, Hymenoptera, Formicidae. The record is from RefSeq and is a predicted model, not a curated record. The transcript is spliced from 20 exons. The coding region runs from base 595 to 4611 and encodes 1338 amino acids.
AAAAACAUAUUUAUACAAGUUUCUUUUCAUUCUCCUCUCCCUCACACUGUCAUAAUUUUUCACUUUCUUUUGUUUUAAUAAAUAAUCUAAUCUUACAAUCAACUUAAAAUUAAUAUGAUAAUAUUAUCUGUAACCGUUCUUGGCGCUACGCGUUCAGUGAUCAGUGUGACAAAGGACUCGUAGAAGGAAAUUACACAGUAACAACGUCAUACACGGCAAGAAAAAGUGAAUAACGGCACAUUCAUAGUUCGGACGAGUCACUUAGCAAGUGUUCACACGUCAUCAAACUACUUCCAAGUAUGAUUAUAUUUGAUACGUAUGUAAGAAAAUACUUUGUUUAGCCCGAUAACGAGGGACCUUGAAUCAUUUCAAUCUAACGCGAUAACGUCGUCAAUGUUACGAUAGUCACUGAUAUAUAAUAGGAGAGAGAAAGAGUCUGAGAAGUCUUCUCUCUGCUAGAUGGUAGCAUUCACAUACGUACAUAUAUGUUCUGUGUAUGUUACAUGCAUGCUUGCUUUUGUUAUAGGAGUGUAUGUGUCGUAAGCGGACAUUCAUUGCAAACUAUAAAUUUGUGCCACGUUAGAAAAUAAAUAAAUGGUAUGCAUUAUGUGUGCCAUACAAAUAAUGAUUCUAAUCAUUUGUUCCAUAUGGAUUUAUCUUUGGUUCUUGAAAAAGCAGCUCUCGCAUUAUCUGGGUUUAGAUAUACAAUUUAUCCUAAAACGAUGGUGGGCUCUUUGGUGCAUCUCAAAGGGAACAAAGAAAACAAAGAGAAGCAAGCUUAAAAACAGCGAUGUGAUAUCCAAUAUAAAGAAGAUGUUGAAAGCAUCCUUUGACGAUCCAAAAAUUAUUAUGGAUGAAAACAGUUGCGAUAGUAUAUCCUUUUAUGGUGCCGAUCAAAAGGGCAAUUGGUUAUUUGUUAAAAUGAUUCAUAAAGGAUAUCAUACAACAGAAUUGAUGUUGCAAGUCACCCUAUCGGAUGGUCGAGUCUACGUGCUACCUGAUUAUCCCGAUACAACGACGAUAGAAGGCACAGGCCAAAAAUGGUCGGCGCCAGAUCUAAAGAUCGAGUCGUUAGAACCACGACAACGUUGGAGAAUUACGUACAAUGGUUUCCUCCGAAACCAAUGUCGAGGAGACAUAUCCAAUAACGACAAUGUAGAAUAUAUUCGUCUAAAUUUUAUAUUUAUUGGCAAGCCGCGAUCGUUAGAGUGGCCAGGUGACUGGAGUACUUAUUUGCACGCGGACGCUUUAGCACGUGAACCAUGGAAGAGUCCCGAUUGGAUGCACAAAAUUAAAUUAAUAGAUUAUACCGGUUUCGACCUAUGGGGAUCCAUUAUCGGACAAGUAACGUUCAAAGAUUCAAAUGCGAGUGCGUUUUAUUUACGAGGACUCUGCCAACGACGCUGGGGUAAACGUGAAUCUUAUCAAUUUCGUCGAACCGUCACAUUUUUUGGCGUGACGCGACAUGGAGCGAUGUAUUAUCUUGGCGUGAGCAAAACCAAACGUAGCUUUUCACAUAUGCAAUUUGGACAUCUCGUGGAGGCCGGAGGAACGAUAAUCAAAAUUGAUUGGACUGAUCUAAAACUGAGCGAUUUUGAAAAAGAAGAUACAAUUCCCAUGAAUUACAAGAUUGCAUUUACAGCGGCUGGGAAACGAUACAGCUCCGUUAUCAAUUAUUCGGUGGGCAACGCGAUAACCUGCUAUAACGGCCAGCCAUGGUGUUGGACUUGUACAACUCGAAAUUUGCGCGUACAACUAAACGGCAGUACAGGUGUCGGACUGAUGAUUACAUGCUACCCAUACGCUGGACCGAUGAGACAAGCCAAAACUUGGAUCGCGAAAAUUCAAUAUAGGAUAUCGCGGCCCGACGCGUUUACGCAAAAAGAUAAAUACAUUCUACAUUUUAGCGAUAAACAAUGUCAGAAUGAAAAUGUCGUUGGAGGGAAGGGAUAUUCUCUCGCGGUUCUGACAUCUGUGGCUGCGGAUGACCAUUUGACAGCGUUCACGGUACCUCGGGGCUUUUGCGUAACGAACAUCGCUCUGGAACGGCAAUUGCAACAUUACGAACAACUGCAAAACUUAAUCGCUGAUAUAGUAGAUAUUAGUCGUUGCAAAAGAGAAGAGGACCUCGAAAGUUACUGUCAAAAGGCGGUGUCCAUUAUUCAGAGUACUCCUGUCGAAGAAGAAAUUGCAAAAGCGAUAUUACAAGGUUUGAGGGAAUUGGAAUCGUCCGCGAGUAAAGAACACACACACAGCGUGUGUGUCCGGCGUAGGAUCGAGUGCUACGCCGUAAGAUCGAGCGCGAUUGGAGAAGACAGCGAGGAAACUUCGGCCGCUGGUCAAAACUCGACGUAUUUAGGAGUGAAAGAUGCGAAUGACGUUGUGAGACACGUCGCUAGAUGUUGGGCAAGCCUGUUCUCGUAUCAAAGCGUCAAGUACAGGCAACAGAACGGACUAUCGAUAAAAGCAUCUAUGGGUGUUUGCGUUCAGAGAAUGGUCGACGCGGAAGCGGCUGGCGUCAUGUUUACCAGACAUCCUACGACCGGAGAUCCGUCCAACAUUAUUAUUACAGCCAAUUACGGCUUAGGAGAGUCGGUGGUGUCGGGAAAAUUCGAGACUGAUACUUUGACGAUUCAUAGAAAGUGGGACGACACUCUGACUAUGGGUACCUCGGUGCUGGGAAAUAAGGAGCGGAAGAUCUCGCUCCUUACUAACGAUGACGAGCACUCUGGUGUAACUACGAGCGCUCUAAGUGAAGAGGAAAUUAAUAAAAUCUCGAUAUCCGAUAGAAUCGCUCUGCGAUUAGCUGAAAUAGGAUUGCGCUUAGAAUCACUUUUUGGAUCUGCUCGAGAUGUGGAAUGGGCGAUUGUCGACGAGCGGAUCUAUCUGUUGCAAGCGCGACCUGUCACAACUGUUAACGCAUGGACGGAUUUCGAGAUAAUGCACGAGUUAGACUCGGGAGUACCUUGCGACGUCGAUCUCAUGACUUUUGCCAAUGUAGAGGAAGUGCUUCCUUAUCCCGUUGCCCCUCUCACGAUUUCGACAGUUAUAAAAGUUUUGAAUCUGUCGCUUUGCGAGAAAUUCAACAAGUUUGAUUCCACUUAUCUUCAUAUGAUUGGUAUGAGGUGCACGAUAAAUUACUCGGAAUCAACUUUACAAAAUGUUAGUAAGGAAAUAACGAUGAUGAACAAAAUGAUAGACUUGGCCGUAUGCGGACGUGUAAUAACGACACCCGAAGUGCACGAGGCAGCGAUAGAGAAAUACGGUAUCGCGAGCACAUGGCGUGGCGUGUAUGCGUUAUACGAUUUGUUUAAAGCAACAUGGACGAAUAAUACGACGGUAAAAAGAACGAUCGAUACGUUUCACAAGUAUGCUCUAGACGCUAAUGAAUUCGAUACACCUCACGAUUUGUACAAUAUGCUAAAUGAGAAAUACGGGGAAAUCUUUCUAAUAGGAAGAGGUCAUAAUAUGGCGUCCCUAGUGAGCGUAUCUUACCAAAUGAUAGCAAUGUCACUUUUAACAAGGGGAAACGAUUUUACAUCCGAUCAUCUUGCGGACAUUGCCGUUCUGUUAAGUUCGUGCACCAAUGUUAUCAGUACCGAAGUACCAAUAGCCCUCGGUAAAAUAGCAGCGUGUAUCAGAAAGAGCGGUAAAGCGGAUGAAUUUAGCAAGAUUGAGAUUGCGAAAGUUAUGGACUGGUUGGAAUUAAAUUGCCCCCCGGCCUUGGAAAAAUUACUAACUUUUUUCGAAAUGCACGGUCACAGAUGUGUUCACGAAUUAGAUUUAGAAACGAAACCUUGGGUACUUGAACCCGACGCUAUCAUCAAUACGAUUCAGAUACUGACAACGUCCAUCGAGGAUAACUAUGUGAGUAAAACGCUUAGCGUGCAGGAAACCAUCGCAUCUUUGAAGACGCCUAUGUCACCGUUCGUCAAGUUUAUUCUACGGAAACUGAUACCCUUCUGUCGAAAAGCUGUCACGCUUAGAGAAAUGACAAAGAACGUGAUUGUAUCUGCUGUGCACACGUUAAGAUUAGCCUACAGACGACUUGGUGCUUUGAUGGUUGCGAAGAAUUAUAUACCCGAUGAAGAUCUGAUAUUUUUCUUAACGCAUCAAGAGAUCGGCCAUCUUUUGAAUAACCAUAAUCCAUUACUCGUGCGAAAAGCACUACAUAGAAAAAAGAUUCAUCGACAAGUAGCAAAACUUGAGUAUCCGGAAUUUAGUACCGGCAUGCCUGUACCGAUACAGAAGACCCUCGACGUCUCGACGGCCUACGAAGGAUGCGUAAAAAUCGAAGGUACUUCAGUUUACGGCGGCUCUGCGCUAGGCAGAGCCUGCGUGAUAACUGAUCUAUCCGAAGCAAAAAAUAUACAUCAUGGAGAUAUUUUGAUCACACACUGCACCGAUGUCGGUUGGAGUCCAUAUUUUCCGUUAUUAGCUGGAAUCGUAACAGAGUUGGGCGGUCUUAUAAGUCAUGGCGCUGUUAUAGCAAGAGAGUAUCGUCUUCCUUGCAUUGUUGGUGCUAAAAGAGCGACCCAAGUUUUCCAAACCGGUGACACUGUAUUAUUAGCUGGAAACAAUGGAAUAUUACAACUGAUUGAAAAAGCCUAGUUACUCAACUUGUUGUAUAUUGAAAUAUAGAUGGUGAAAACAGAUUUCCAUCUAUUUAUUACUUUACACUUGCGCAAUUAUAUUGAAAAAAAAAAAAAAAAAAAUACAAAGUUUUAUAUGAA